Molecule: messenger RNA, 1775 nt
Organism: Carassius carassius (crucian carp)
Lineage: Eukaryota; Metazoa; Chordata; Actinopteri; Cypriniformes; Cyprinidae
Product: ethanolamine-phosphate cytidylyltransferase-like
Exons: 12
Coding region: 189-1205 (338 amino acids)
Biological process (GO): phosphatidylethanolamine biosynthetic process
Cellular component (GO): cytoplasm
Molecular function (GO): ethanolamine-phosphate cytidylyltransferase activity
Source: RefSeq, a predicted model, not a curated record
UAAUUUUGCUGGCCGGCAGAGGAGGCGUUGUCCCACACUAAACGUCACCUUCAUUUAAUGCAGAAGCCGGCUAUCCUGGAAAAGGACAAAGGUUUCCCAGUCCUGUAACACUUACUGAAAACCAGUUAAUAUCAGAGAUUUGACUUUGCUGUUUGUGCUGAAAGUGCUUGUAAAUAGGGCUGUAUAAAAUGAUGAAGAACGGGCAUCAUGUGAGCAGCGCUCCGGCCUCCGCAGACUGCAGUCCGGAAAAGAGGAGGCGUACUGUCCGCGUUUGGUGCGAUGGAUGCUAUGACAUGGUCCAUUAUGGUCAUUCCAACCAACUUCGACAAGCCAAGGCUAUGGGGGACUAUCUCAUUGUGGGAGUGCAUACUGACGAUGACAUCACUCUCACUGUGGAUGGGAAAGACACAUAUGAAGAAGUGAAGAAGUCGGGAAGGUACAGAGAGUGCAAGAGAACCCAAGGUGUGUCCACUACAGACCUGGUCGGCCGCAUGCUGCUUAUGACCAAAGCUCAUCACAGCAACAUGGGCAGAUCAGACUAUCAACAACACACAGACAACUUUGGAAGAGGUCCUAAAGGCCACAGUCCCUGGACAGGAGUGUCACAGUUCUUGCAGACGUCCCAAAAAAUCAUCCAGUUUGCCUCAGGAAAGGAACCACAGCCAGGAGACACAAUUAUCUAUGUGGCUGGAGCUUUUGACCUAUUUCAUAUUGGCCAUGUGGAUUUCCUGGAUGCAGUGUCCCAGCUUUCAGAAAAGCCAUAUGUUAUUGUGGGCUUGCACUUUGAUCAGGAGGUAAAUCGUUACAAGGGGAAAAACUAUCCAAUAAUGAACAUCCAUGAGAGGACUCUGAGUGUGCUGGCCUGUCGAUAUGUCUCUGAGGUUGUUAUAGGAGCACCCUAUGCUGUCACAAAAGACUUAUUGGACCAUUUCAAGGUAGACCUGGUGUGCCAUGGAAAAACUGAAGUUUUUCCAGACAGAGAUGGAUCAGACCCAUAUGCUGUACCCAGGAAAAUGGGAAUAUUGCGAACAGUGGAUAGUGGAAACAGUCUUACCACUGAUGUCAUUGUGCAGAGGAUCAUCAAAAACAGGCUGCUGUUUGAGGCCAGAAACCAGAAAAAAGAGGCCAAAGAGAUGGCGGUAAUCCAGGCCAUGAAACGACGAGAAGAAGACAAGGCUAAAGAGAGAACGCAGGCUGUGCUGUAGGGAAGAAAAAAAGAUCAUCAGAGACUUACAAAACCCAGUACAUGCAGUUGACUUUUUUCUAAUGUGUCCAGAUUUUGGACUUACAUACCAUAAGAACACCAGCAGCUGAGAGCUCCUUUCAUUGAAGAAUUAGCAUGUGUUGUCUUGGGAGCAUCUGCUUUUGUGAACCACUCUCGCACUCUCCACCUGAAGGACCUAUUCAUCAUUUCUUGAAGGCAGUGAGCCAUUUCCAUCAGAUCUGUUUACUAAGUAAAGAAGAAGGCUGGAACUUGUCCUGCACUUUGCUGUGUGCAGGAUGUUGCCACUCUGGUGACCAACAUGACCUACGUGGCCUUUACCUCCACAUGUAACUCCAGAGUUAUUCUAACCUUUGCUUGGAAAUCAACACUCCUGAAGAUCUGAAUUCAUCAGAAGAGCACUACAGUCUUCUGUCCUAAAACACUGUAUUAAUUAUAAAGAUUUAAUAUUUAUCUGUCAUUAUUAAUGGCUAAUCCUCAUAUGAAGUAUUUUUCAUUGUAAUAUACAACAAAGUGAAUUGUUGUAUUAAAAAUAUAUGAAAAUAAUAGUUAA